Pieris brassicae (large cabbage white) is the source of this 1020-nucleotide messenger RNA. RefSeq lists its product as uncharacterized. The transcript is spliced from 4 exons. The record is from RefSeq and is a predicted model, not a curated record. Lineage: Eukaryota; Metazoa; Arthropoda; Insecta; Lepidoptera; Pieridae. The coding region runs from base 1 to 1020 and encodes 339 amino acids.
AUGAGAAUGUCUAUAGUAAAGGGUAUAUUAUAUUUUCGUCUCGCUGUGGGUAAUUAUUGGGAGUGUAGUUCAUCAAAAAUUGUUCAGUUUUUAUGUAAAUUAUAUUGUGUUAUGUAUAUAAGCGUAUCUACUUAUCUUAACUUUUCAAUUGGGUUUGCACCGGAAAGUCUCAUAGCUUAUUAUGAGGUUAAUUUGUUUUUUUUCUUUAUUAUAAACGGAGUUCUCUCUAUUUGGAAUAAACAAGAGUAUUUUACGAGAUUUUAUUCAGGUAUAAGGACCAUAGACAAUAUCAUACAUUUCACAAAACCUAAAUCAGCGUGGCUAGUCGCUUACCUUAUUUUGAUAGUCUUUAAAAGUGCUGGUAAUAUAAUUAUGUUUUUGCACCUGAAAUUUAUAUUAUCUCUUGCAAUUCAAAUGGCGGAAAUUUCGAGAACUAUAUCAAACUUGCCUUCAGUUAUGAUAUAUGAGAUGUUGUGGUCACGAAUGGCAUUUUUACGUAAAUGGCUGAAUUCAAAGUUAAUUCAUGGAAAUCUUGAUGAAAAGCAGUUUUGUCUAAGGAAGUUCUUACAUCUGUACAAAACAUUGCUUGAUAAUGUCACCAAAGUAUAUAAGAUACUGGCUUUACAGGCAUUCAUCGAGCUGGUUUACCAUUUUACGAAAUUAUUAUUUGAUACACACUCCUCUAUAGUGAUGAUGCUAACGGGAAGCGUGGACCUAAAAUUUUCUCUAACACUUUUCGUGACCUCAGUGUUAGAUUUUGUGGUCAUGAUAAGUGGUCCACUAUUUCUUGAGCUGACACUUCGUGAGUAUGAGAAGUUGAUGUCUUUGAUUACUACAGAGUUGGUACAGUGCAAAGAUAGAACCUAUCGAGAGCAGAUUCUCACCACAUUGGAGUACUUAGAAGUUCGACCUCCUCGCUACACAGUAUGGCGGAUUGUUUCUAUGAAUUUGAAACUAAUGGUAACAGUUGUCCAAUUACUAGUGACUUAUGUUAUUGUACUGCUUUCAUUUCAAUUUUGA